CUUUUCAGUUGUGUAUAUCUGUUAUGAUUACGAAUGGUGUUGAAACGAGUUUGUUUCCCUAUUUGUUUGAGUAAUGUCUUAAUUUAUUAUUAUCUGUUUCUGAAGUUACAAUUUGCUUAAAAAGCCGAGAUGGCGGAUGCUGCAGCAAGACAGCUUCAGUAUGAAUACAAAGCUAAUUCUAACCUCGUGCUCCAAGCGGAUGUUCGUCUUAUUGAGAGACGAAGCCGAGAUGAAGCCACUGGAGAAGUUAUGUCCCUUGUGGGAAAACUAGAAGGCACCAGGAUGGGUGACAGACACCAAAGAACACGCCCGGUUAAAGCAGCUGAGAGGAAGGCAAAACGUCAGAAGAGGGACGAAGCGCAGUAUGACUUUGCCCGGAUGAAGGGCGCGACUCUGUUGUCGGAAGGCGUGGACGAGAUGGUGGGCAUCCUGUACCGACCGAAGACCCAGGAAACUCGCCAGACGUACGAAGUGCUCUUGAGCUUCAUACAAGAAGCGUUGGGGGAUCAGCCCCGGGACAUCCUGUGCGGGGCAGCUGACGAGGUUCUGGCGGUGCUGAAGAACGACCGCCUGAAGGAGAGGGAAAAGAAGAAAGAGACGGAAUCCUUGCUCGGUCCACUGGCGGAGGAGCGGUUCGCUCUCCUCGUCAACCUGGGGAAGAAAAUAACCGAUUUCGGCACGGAGGAGAAAGUGCAAACCACAGACGAAAACAUCGAUGAGACGUACGGCAUCAACGUCCAGUUCGAGGAGUCCGAAGAGGAAGAUGACGAGGACAUGUACGGGGAAGUGAGGGAGGAGGAAGAUGACGACGAAGGGGAAGAGGCAAGGCUGGACGGGGCCAUCCACGCUGAGAAUCUCGGCGGGGCGGAGGAGAUGAAGAAGGAGAAGACGCUGCACCCUCUGGACAUCGACGCGUACUGGCUGCAGCGCCGGCUGUCCAAGUUCUACGACGACGCCAUGGUGUCGCAGGCGAAGGCCGCGGAGGUUCUGUCCGUGCUGCGCGACGCGGGAGACGACCGCGACUGCGAGAACCAGCUGGUGCUGCUGCUGGGCUACGACUGCUUCGACUUCAUCAAGCUGCUGAAGAAGCACCGUCAGAUGAUCCUGUACUGCACGCUGCUGGCGUCGUCGCAGAGCGACGCGGACCGCCAGAAGGUGCGGGACCGCAUGAACGAGGACGCGGGGCUGGCCCGGAUCCUGCGGCAGCUGGACACGGGCAAGGGCGAGGAGGACGGGGGAGGGGAGGAGGGCGCCCGGGAGCGCGCGGCGCACCACAAGAAGCACGCGGAGGAGGGCGGGGACGGCGCGGGGGGCCAGGUCCCGGGCUCGCGCACGCUGCUGGACCUGGAGGACCUGGCCUUCACCCAGGGCUCGCACCUCAUGGCCAACAAGCGCUGCCAGCUGCCGGACGGCUCCUUCCGCAAGCAGAGGAAAGGCUACGAGGAAGUGCACGUUCCGGCCUUGAAGCCGAAGCCGUUCGACCCGGACGAGACCUUCUACGCCGUAGACAAGCUGCCCAAGUACGUGCAGCCGGCGUUCGAAGACGUCAAGUCCCUGAACCGCAUCCAGAGCCGGCUCUACAAAGUGGCCCUGGACAGCGACGAGAACAUCCUGCUGUGCGCGCCGACUGGCGCCGGCAAGACGAACGUCGCGCUCCUCUGCAUGCUGCGGGAGAUUGGCAAGCACAUCAACGCGGACGGCACGAUAAACACGGACGAGUUCAAGAUAAUCUACGUCGCCCCGAUGAGGUCUCUGGUGCAGGAAAUGGUCGGAAACUUUGGGAAGCGGCUGGCGACGUACAACCUGACGGUGUCGGAGCUGACGGGCGACCACCAGCUGACCCGGGAGCAGAUCCAGGCCACGCAGGUGAUCGUGUGCACGCCCGAGAAGUGGGACAUCAUCACGCGCAAGGGCGGCGAGAAGACCUUCGCCCAGCUCGUGCGGCUCAUCAUCGUGGACGAGAUCCAUCUGCUGCACGACGAGCGGGGCCCCGUGCUGGAGGCCCUGGUGGCACGCACCAUCCGCAACAUCGAGACCACGCAGGAGGACGUGCGGCUGGUGGGGCUGAGCGCCACGCUGCCCAACUACCAGGACAUCGCCACCUUCCUACGGGUCCGCCCCGAGACGGGCCUCUACUACUUCGACAACAGCUUCCGGCCGGUGGCGCUGGAGCAGCAGUACAUCGGCGUGACGGAGAAGAAGGCCAUGAAGCGCUUCCAGGUCAUGAACGAGAUAGUCUACGAGAAGGUGAUGGAGCACGCCGGCCGCAACCAGGUGCUGGUGUUUGUGCACUCGCGCAAGGAGACGGGAAAGACGGCGCGCGCGGUCCGUGACAUGUGCCUGGAGAAGGACACCCUGGGACAGUUCCUGAGGGAGGGGUCGGCGUCCAUGGAGGUGCUGCGCACUGAGGCCGAACAAGUCAAGAACCACGAGCUGAAAGACUUGCUGCCGUACGGGUUCGCCAUUCAUCACGCUGGGAUGACUCGCGUUGACAGAACCCUGGUUGAAGAUUUGUUCGCCGAUAGACACAUUCAGGUGCUGGUGUCGACAGCCACGCUGGCCUGGGGCGUCAACCUGCCGGCCCACACGGUCAUCAUCAAGGGCACCCAGGUGUACAACCCCGAGAAGGGUCGCUGGGUGGAGCUGGGAGCACUCGACGUGCUGCAGAUGCUGGGGCGGGCCGGCCGGCCGCAGUACGACACGAAGGGCGAGGGCAUCCUCAUCACGAACCACAGCGAGCUGCAGUACUACCUGUCGCUGCUGAACCAGCAGCUGCCCAUCGAGUCGCAGCUGGUGGGCAAGCUGGGCGACGCGCUCAACGCCGAGGUGGUGCUGGGCUCGGUGCAGAACCUGCGCGACGCCGUCACCUGGCUCGGCUACUCCUACCUCUACAUCAGGAUGCUGCGCGCGCCGACACUGUACGGGGUCUCCCACGACCGGGUGAAGGAGGACCCCUUGCUGGAGCAGCACCGCGCCGACCUCAUCCACACCGCGGCCCUGCACCUAGAGCGCAGCGGCCUCAUCAAGUACGACCGCAAGACGGGCCACUUCCAGAGCACGGAGCUGGGCCGCAUCGCCAGCCACUACUACUGCACCCACGAGACCAUGGCCACAUACAACCAGCUGCUGAAGAGGACGCUCAGCGAGAUAGAGCUGUUCAGGGUUUUCUCCCUCUCUGGUGAGUUUCGCAACAUCACUGUCCGUGAAGAGGAGAAAGUGGAGCUGCAGAAACUGAUGGAGAGGGUUCCGAUUCCUAUAAAGGAGAGCAUCGAGGAGCCGAGCGCGAAGGUGAAUGUGCUGCUCCAGGCCUACAUCUCGCAGCUCAAGCUGGAGGGCUUUGCGCUCAUGUCCGACAUGGUGUUCGUCACGCAGUCCGCCUCGCGCCUCAUGAGGGCCAUCUUCGAGAUAGUGCUGUACCGGGGCUGGGCGCAGCUGGCCGAUAAGGCCCUGUCGCUGUGCAAGAUGGUGGACCGCCGGAUGUGGCAGUCCAUGUCCCCCUUGCGGCAGUUCAGGAAGAUGCCCGAGGAGAUCGUCAAGAAGAUCGAAAAGAAGAACUUCCCGUGGGAGAGGUUGUACGACCUGGGACCCAACGAGAUAGGGGAGUUGAUUCGCGUCCCGAAGCUCGGGAAGACCAUCCACAAGUACGUGCACCAGUUCCCGAAGCUGGAGCUGUCGACCCACAUCCAGCCCAUCACCCGGUCGACCCUGCGCGUCGAGCUCACCAUCACCCCGGACUUCCAGUGGGACGAGAAGGUGCACGGGGCGUCGGAGGCGUUCUGGAUCCUCGUGGAGGACGUGGACUCGGAGGUGAUCCUGCACCACGAGUACUUCCUGCUGAAGGCCAAGUUCGCGGCCGACGAGCACCACGUCAAGUUCUUCGUGCCCGUGUUCGAGCCGCUGCCGCCCCAGUACUUCCUCCGGAUCGUGUCGGACCGGUGGAUCGGCGCGGAGACCCAGCUGCCCGUGUCCUUCCGGCACCUGAUCCUUCCCGAGAAGAACCUCCCGCCGACGGAGCUGCUGGACCUGCAGCCCCUGCCCAUCACGGCGCUGCGCAACGCGGAGUUCGAGGCGCUGUACGCCGGCCGCUUCCCGCAGUUCAACCCCAUCCAGACGCAGGUGUUCAACGCCCUGUACAACAGCGACGACAACGUGUUCGUGGGGGCGCCGACGGGCUCGGGGAAGACCACGGUCGCGGAGUUCGCGGUGCUGCGCAUGUUCUCGCAGGGCGCGGAGGGGCGCUGCGUGUACCUGGUGCCGCGGGACGCGCUCGCGGAGCUGGUGUUCGCAGACUGGCAGCACAAGUUCGGCCGGCUGCUGGGCAAGAAGGUGGUGCUGCUCACGGGCGAGACCGGCACGGACCUCAAGCUGCUGGCCAAGGGACAGGUGGUGGUCUGCACCGCCGAGAAGUGGGACGUGCUGUCGCGGCGCUGGAAGCAGAGGAAGAACGUGCAGAACGUGCAGCUGUUCAUAGUCGACGAGCUGCAGCUCAUCGGCGGGGAGGAUGGCCCGGUCCUGGAAGUGGUCUGCUCCCGCAUGAGAUACAUUUCAUCACAGAUUGAGAAGCAGAUCAGGAUCGUGGCCCUGUCUGCGUCGCUGGCGGACGCGCGCGACGUGGCGCAGUGGCUGGGCUGCAACGCCAACGCGACGUUCAACUUCCACCCCAGCGUGCGUCCCAUCCCGCUGGAGCUCCACGUGCAGGGGUUCAACAUCACACACAACGGGUCCCGGCUGAUCGCCAUGGCCAAGCCCGUCUACAACGCCAUCCUGAAGCACAGCCCGCACAAGCCCGUGAUCGUGUUCGUGCCGACGCGCAAGCAGGCCCGCCUCACGGCCAUCGACCUGCUGACCUUCACCGCGGCCGAGGGCCAGCCCAACAGGUUCUUCCACGCGGAGGAGAAGGACAUCAAGCCCUUCCUGGACCGCAUGUCCGACAAGACGCUGAAGGAGACCCUGUCCCAGGGCGUGGCCUACAUCCACGAGGGCCUGACGGUGAGCGACCACCAGCUGGUGGAGCAGCUGUUCGACUCGGGCGCCAUCCAGGUGGCGGUGGUCACGCGCAACCUGUGCUGGGGCGUGGGCAUCGCGGCGCACCUGGUGGUGAUCAUGGACACCCAGUACUACAACGGGAAGAUCCACGCGUACGAGGACCACCCCAUCACGGACGUGCUGCAGAUGGUGGGGCGCGCCAACCGGCCCCUGGAGGACGACGACGCCAAGUGCGUGCUGAUGUGCCAGAGCGCCAAGAAGGACUUCUUCAAGAAGUUCCUGAACGAGUCGCUGCCCGUGGAGAGCCACCUGGACCACCGGCUGCACGACCACUUCAACGCGGAGAUCGUCACCAAGACGAUCGAGAACAAGCAGGACGCGGUGGACUACCUGACCUGGACGUUCCUGUAUCGCCGCCUCACGCAGAACCCCAACUACUACAACCUGCACGGCGUGACGCACCGCCACCUGUCGGACCACCUGUCCGAGCUGGUGGAGAGCACGCUCGGCGACCUGGAGCAGUCCAAGUGCAUCAGCGUGGAGGACGAGAUGGACACGGUGCCCUUGAACCUGGGCAUGAUCGCCGCCUACUACUACAUCAACUACUCCACCAUCGAGCUGUUCAGCCUGUCGCUGAACAGCAAGACCAAGAUCCGCGGGCUGCUGGAGAUCAUCUCGUCGGCGGCGGAGUACGAGGACGUGCCGGUGCGGCACCGCGAGGACGGCCUGCUGCGCGGCCUGGCCCAGCGGCUGCCCAACAAGCUGCCGCCCAACGCCAGGUUCAACGACCCGCACGUGAAGACCAACCUGCUGCUGCAGGCGCACCUGUCGCGGCUGCAGCUGGGGGCGGAGCUGCAGGGCGACACGGAGGCCGUCCUCGGCAGGGCCGUGCGCCUGAUCCAGGCGUGCGUGGACGUGCUCAGCUCCAACGGCUGGCUGUCGCCCGCGGUGGCGGCCAUGGAGCUGGCCCAGAUGGUCACGCAGGCCAUGUGGAGCAAGGACUCCUACCUCAGGCAGCUGCCGCACUUCACCCCGGACGUCAUCAAGAGCUGCACGGAGAAGGGCGUGGAGACGGUGUUCGACAUCAUGGAGCUGGAGGACGAGGACCGCUCCAAGCUGCUGCAGCUGACGGACGCCCAGAUGGCGGACGUGGCGCGCUUCUGCAACCGCUACCCCAACAUCGAGAUGAGCUACGAGGUGCAGGACAAGGAGCGUCUGCGCACGGGCUCGUCCGUCAACGUGGCGGUGCAGCUGGAGCGCGAGGACGAGGUCACCGGCCCCGUCAUCGCCCCCUUCUUCCCGCAGAAACGUGAGGAAGGCUGGUGGGUGGUGAUUGGAGACCCGAAGAGCAAUUCUCUCCUCUCCAUCAAGAGGCUUACUUUGCAACAAAAGGCAAAGGUCAAGUUAGAUUUUGUGGCUCCUAGUCCUGGCCACCACACCUACACCUUGUACUUCAUGAGCGAUGCCUACCUGGGCUGCGACCAAGAGUACAAGUUCUCCAUCAACGUCGGGGACUUUGAGUCCAGCGGGAGCGAGAGUGGAAGUGACUGAACUUGUUCAAAGAGUGUCUGCAUUUCGUGGAGAGGAUAAAAAAAAUAUAUAAUGUUCUGUUUCAUGUAAAAUGUGUUGCUUAACAUGUCAUAGCCUUCAAAUUAUAGUCAGCAGUGAUACGUACAGUUUUAUGAGUUAGACAAUGUAAAUGUGGCUUAUUGUAGUAGUUGUAUUUUUGUGUAUUAAUUUCUCUGUACAUAAUUGAUUUUUAUUACUAUUUAAAGUAAGACAGUGACUUUGAUAAAUGGCACUUUUUAUUUGAUGAAUCAUGCACCAAGCAAGCAUGUAAGGCUAAAGAUAAUAUUUUGAUAUUGCACGACCAUGCAUAGACACUUUUGAUUGGGAGAUCCCUGAAAUUACAAAAUAUAGUCAGCUUCAAAUCACUUGUGUAGCAACAAGAUGCUCAUAAAUAGAUUAUACUUUUAAGUGCUGACAUCUUAUAAAGUUACAAGUCUUAAAAUCAUGCAAUUUGUUCUUAAAUAAAAUAGUGAAAAUUGA
Molecule: messenger RNA, 7035 nt
Organism: Bacillus rossius redtenbacheri
Lineage: Eukaryota; Metazoa; Arthropoda; Insecta; Phasmatodea; Bacillidae
Gene: l(3)72Ab
Product: U5 small nuclear ribonucleoprotein 200 kDa helicase
Exons: 27
Coding region: 130-6537 (2135 amino acids)
Molecular function (GO): ATP hydrolysis activity; nucleic acid binding; ATP binding
Source: RefSeq, a predicted model, not a curated record